Messenger RNA from Synchiropus splendidus (mandarinfish), 4630 nucleotides. It is a transcript of the gene nrip2, whose product is annotated as nuclear receptor interacting protein 2. The transcript is spliced from 6 exons. Lineage: Eukaryota; Metazoa; Chordata; Actinopteri; Syngnathiformes; Callionymidae. The record is from RefSeq and is a predicted model, not a curated record. The coding region runs from base 657 to 1478 and encodes 273 amino acids.
GGAUGAGCAGUGAGAGGGUUAGACGGAAUACACGCCAACGUGGUGCGAACAGAGAAAUUCUUCUCAAGAGAGUUCAUUUAGUUCGGUUCCCGUGAGGAAGUCAAUAGCUGCUAUCAUCGAUCCCCAGCGUGGGGUCAGCUCGACCAUCACUCUCACGCCUCCGAGGAUUUCAGUGGCAGCUUCAAAUACUGCUGGAUGUCACUUUGAUUCUGGAUGAUGUGGAGACCCUGAAUACUCUACUGAGUCUUUGGAGGCGGCGGUGGCUGGAACAAGGAAGAGCUGAAGGGAAGAGAGGGAGAAGAGACAGACUUCUGAGGUGCGAGUGUAACAGAGAGAGACAGCGAGGGGAGAGAGAGAGAGAGAGAGCGAGACAAGGACAGAUGGUACUAAGGGGAGGAGAAACACUCACACACACACACACUCUGUGGAACCUUCCUCACAGGCACCCAGCGUCUGAAGACUGCAAAGAUGAACAGCAGAAGAGCAUCCAGAGCAGGACUCUGAACCUGCUGGAGGAUUACAUCAUCUCCUGUCAGAGGUGGAAGUGAACAAGGCUGCAGUUUGUGGUUGAUUCUUCUUCCUCCCCCUGAGGUUUUAGUCUCGAUCCCAGCAGCAGGAAUUCAACAGAAGACACCGUUGCUUGGCACUCCGAGACCAUGAGCGAGACCAAGAAAGGUGAGAUAGCCAUCCGAGAUAAAGCCAUCCUCCACCAGCAGCGGCGCCUGAAGCAGGCGACCCAGUUCACACACAAGGAUUCGGCUGACCUCCUGCCCCUGGACGGACUCAAGAGACUGGGCACAUCCAAAGACCUGCAACCUCACAGCAUCGUGCAACGUCGCCUCCUGGAAGGCAACAUCACACGGCUGCGAGGAGAAGGAAGAGACCUCACAGCAAGGGUCCGCUCCCCGCUGGCCGACCAUAAGGAUGGACCGGCGGACAGCGAGGAGAGGAGUGAGAGCACAGCCGACGACUCCACGGAGGAGAGGGAGUCUCUGGAGGAGAGUGAGAGGAGCCUCCGGUCCGAUGAAGAAGACGACAGCAGUGAAACAGCGGCAGGGCCGACUGUGGGGAAGAGCGAGAGCACCAAGAGCUCAGCCCUCCUCACAGCUCUGGUGGUUCAAUGCAAGUGCUGCGAGACCGAAGUGAGGGCCUCUAUCAACACCAGCGUCCAACACAACAGCAUCUCGACCUGCUGCUGCCGGAGGCUCGGACUGGUGCCCACUCAGGACAGGUCACAUGGUGGCACCUCUGUGUCGGACCUACAGCUGCAGCUGGGCAGGCAGACGCUGCAGUGUUCGGCUUUUACUACAGACGACGAGGCAUUUGAUUUGAGUCUGGGUCUUCAAACACUGCUGGAACUUAAAUGCUGCUUGGACCUGAGCUGCCAGGUUCUGAAGCUCGGGGACGGAGAGGAGCUGCCCUUCCUUAAGGUCGCCCACGAAAGCCAGUGCCAACACGACAACAACAAGAACCUGUGAGCCCAAGCCAGUGGCACCGAUGGCUGACCCUGCCUGGCGACUGGUUGCCACAAAGCAGUGUGAUGCUGGAGGCAGGACCGUCCGACUGAAGCCGGGCGUGUGAUGGAUGAGCAUUUCUAACCAUUGUUCUUGAGUUUACAUCGCUGUUGAGCUAAGCAACCUCUGCUGGACGAGUUCAAGAUGGCGAUUUGAUAUAAUCUUACAGUUGAUCAUUUUUAUAUUUUACCCUAGCAUACGAAAAAAUUGUGUACUUGUAUCUAAACCCUCACUUGUAAUUAUUUUAAUGAUGGCGGAAUAUCACACACUUGAAAUAGUUAUAGUUCUUUUCUUUGCAUAAAACCUGGCCUUUGGACAUGGCAACAGCACAACAGAGGGGGCGGUUGAUUCCUUGGUUUGUCAUAUUCUUCAUGACGUCUCGAAUUAUUUGUUAGAAAUUACGACGUCGCUUGUGUUUGGUGAUCUGCCUUAGUGGAGCAGUUAAGUGAGCACUGAAGGAUUUCUGUCAGACGCCGUCCCAGGCCAAGCCUUCUAACCAAAAUCACAUCACAUCAACACAUGCCUGCCAACAUCUUUGGAUAUAGCUUUAUCACAGCACAGUUUCAGUCUAUGUUCAGAGAAAAACCCAUGUGGACUGACUGUUCUUUCGAUCCUCACCGAUAGCUUGUGGCUAUAGUUGAGUGUAGAAAGAGAGGAAGAAAAAUGACGUACUAUAGUGUGCCAGCUAGCAAGGGCCUCAGGGUGCAGAAGUUUUCAAACUCCAUUGUCAACAACAUUAUGAAUGUUUGCUGGGAAGACCUUUCACACUUGCUUUCAAAAGGAUCAGAUGCAGAAUUGUCUUCACUCCCAAGUGUUCUUGAAGUAAUUUGAUUCCACUUGCUAAUGAGGGAUUUAUGCACAACUGAAUAACUGAAUACAGCUGGAGCCAGGGGGAAAUUAAAAUGAUACUGUCAACAACAACUUCUCCCAUAGUAUAUUCAAUUAUUUAACCUCAAUAAAUACCGUACUUGGACAAGCUUUCUUGUAUGUUCUAGUUCAUUACAUGCACAAAACAAAAUACAAUAGAAUAUAAAAAAUAUAAUUCACAUAUAUUAAAAUAUAUAUGGAAUAUAUUAACAUAAUAUAUAUUAUGUUAGGAACAGAAGAUGGGAUGUGAGUCAUAUUAAAAGCUUCUGAUAGAAAUCCUUUGAGGCAAACUAUCACUCCUGCCGCCCAGAUGGCAGAUGCAGUCUGCAGAUCAAACAUGAAUCGUAAAGUGCUGCUCCACAGGCUGCUAUUUCAGUGCUUCAAGAAUAAUUUUAGUCCUUAAACACUGGUCACGUGGUCUCUCAGGCAGACGGCGACUAGAAAUGAGGAAAUGUAUUUUCCCAUUUCUUCUGUUUGGUAAAUCCCCCCUUUGCUCUUUCUGAUGAGGUUUCCAGGAGCACAGUGAAAAACAUUCAUUAUAAUAGUAUAUUUGACUGAACAGAAACAUUCCAUCUGCAUGACUCUGUGAACUUGUCCAAGCCUGCAUGUUUGUGUUCAAGUCUGACUGUGUCCUGUUGAAGAUGCCUCAAUUUGUCAGGAUGUGCUGACGGGUGCACAUGUGUUGGGAGUCCACGCUUCUUUUAUUUAUUUACAGACUACGUUUUCGCGUGGGACAAGUGGAGUAAAGAUCUCUCCAGACUGCUCCACGGAGUGCUUUUUAAAGCAAGCUGCCAAAACUGAAACCCAGCUGCCUUCCCUCUGCGCUGCUGUCAGGAGAGUAGAACCAUUGACCCUGUCCACAUGUAUAUGGAUACUGAAUAUACUACAUUACACGUACUGCCCCUCUCACAAACGUUCACUUUGCUUUAAGCCCUUGAUCCUUUGGGUCUUUUUAAAUCAUCCACACACCUGUCAACACUACCGUCACAUUUUAGUUGAGCUGGAAGAGUGAGACAGAAAUAUGCACGUCAGAAAGCAAAGUUUACAAGCAUAAAUCCCUACUAACUUGUGACUCCGGUGUCAUUAUUGACCGUCUUUUACAGACGACAUCUCCACCAUAUGAGAGAUAACCUAGUGUAAUUCCAUUCUUAUUUGUUUCAAAACAUUAUGGUAUUUUCCCUGUUGACUUAAUUUGAAAGAAAAGUUACAUGCGUCUUAUUUAAUGGGAGAUUUGCAGAAUUAGAAUUCUAACUGAAGCUUCAGUGGCAAACAAGUAAAGCCUUAACUUUAGCUCUCCCUAUCUUUGAUGCAUGAUGGUGAGGUAAGACUAUGUUAAACAGACCAUAUCUAGCCACCUAAAAGAGCAAAUAAAUCCUAAUAAAAUGUUCGGACAUUACUAUAGAUUAAGUGAUGUCAUUGGCUGUCUGUCAUGUCACAUGGUGAGGGGAGCGUGACUGGGUUCUACAGUAUGUAAAAGUGCAGAAGGUGCGCAAAACUUGAUUUUUACAUCAGAAAUUAUACUUUUUUUUUAACAACAACAAUAACAUAUGACAGUAUCAGAUGCAUAAUAUUAAUAAUGAAAUGAAUCAAAAUUUGAUUAAAAUAAUAAGGCACUAAUAUUCACAUGCAUUAUAUAACUGUCACUGACCAUUUUAAAGACAUAUGGACGCAUUUUUACAUUUUUUUGAGCACACAGUGGGUUCCUUUAACAUUCAAUGCAUUAAAGUGUAGCUGUUUGUUAAAAACCAUAGAAGAGGCAAACCAGGGUUGGCAACAGCAUUUGGACAAUUGGAUUCUGAAAGCCUUCACUAAGCAGUGAUGGACAGCUCCCACCCAAAUGUCCAUGUACCGGUGGUAAAGGUCAAAGGCUGCUCUCCGGCAUUUACAGUUAUUCAAAGAAACGUGUCCUUUUUGUGCUUUUAUCUUGUCAUAUUUGCUUGGGGACUUUUGAAGGCUGCAGCAAGAGAUUAACUGACCUACACUUCUAGCUCUCCUCUCAGUUGUCAACCGCUUCUGUUGUCUUGUGUUUCCCUCUGAUGAUUACUCUUGACUUUGCUGCAGUAUCCAUCUAACCUCUUUUCGGAAGACUUGUCCGUUUCCCUUUGACGUGAUGGUGACCUUCCCAGGAUGUGUGAGGAGAAGUGAUGUGUGACUGAAGUUUAUUUUUGGUGUUUCUUCUCUUCUGAACAGUAUUUUCCCUGAACAAAAAAAAAGAAUAAAACUAUACGUAUUCUGACUAUCCCCGCUUG